AUGGGGAGCCCCUCGGCAGUUCGGCGUCUAAAGGAAAUGCGUCGUGAACAUUUCUCAGACUUCUUGUUCCUCAUGGAGACUAAAAACUCCAGAGAUCACGUUGUUAGUGUAAUGGAUUGGCUUGGUUAUGACAAGGUGCAUGUAGUCGACCCAGUAGGUUUGAGUGGUGGUUUGGCUCUGUAUUGGAAGGAUAUGUAUACGGUGGAAGUGUUGCAAUCAAACUCCAGACUGAUCGACACUAAGAUAUCUAAAGGAACUUUAUCCUUCUUUGCCACCUUUGUCUACGGAGAUCCGGUCAGAAGCAAGAGAGAAGAAGUAUGGGAGAGGCUAACGAGACUUGGUCUUCAAAGAGACGAAGCUUGGUUUUUAGUUGGCGACUUUAACGAGAUCAUGAACAAUAAUGAAAAGCUAGGAGGCCCGGCUAGGCCAGAGUGGUCUUUUUAUCCCUUCCGUAAUAUGACAAGGGGUUGUAGAAUCAAGGAGCUCCCGAGUUCAGGUAACACACUCUCAUGGGGAGGGAGGAGAGAGAAUGUCUGGGUGCAGUGUCAACUGGAUAGGAGCUUUGGCAACAGUUCUUGGUUCGAUAUGUUUCCACGUGCUAAAACAGAGUAUUUUGAGUAUAUGGGUUUAGAUCACAUGCCUAUUAUCACAAGGUUUGUGGGGGCGACAGGCACCUUUAGAGGUAGAUUCUGCUAUGAUAAGCGCUGGACUUGCAAGCCGGAGACUGAUGAGAUCAUCAAAAAGCAUUGGAACAUGGAGGGAGUAGGAGCAGACUGCUCAGUUACGGAUAGAUUAUUUCAGUGUAGGAGAGCUCUUUCUAAGUGGAAACGCACUGCUAAUACUAACUCUUAUAGUCUAAUUCAACGCCUGAAGUGGGAGUUAGAAAAGGAAUCCACAAAGAGGUAUCCGAGCUUUCAAAAACUGCAACAAGUUAAAUGGGACUUAGCGAAUGCUUUUAGAGAAGAGGAACUAUACUGGAAACAAAAAAAGCAGGCAAAAAUGGCUAAGUGCAGGAUAGUGUCAUUAAUUGACAAGCAUGGAAACGAAGUUUUUGAGGAAGGUUCCAAAGGGAAUGUGGCGGUUGAGUAUUUUAUGGACAUGUUCUCCUCUUCGAAUCCAGAGGGUUUUGAGGAGCUACUAGAUGGGAUGUCUACACGGGUAACAGAGGGGAUGAAUAGAGCUCUGACAGCCCCUAUUUCUGCAGCGGAAAUUAAACGAGCUGCGUUUAAGGUUCAAGGGGAUAGUGCACCUGGUGCAGAUGGUUGGACUGGCAUUUUCUUCAAACGAUAUUGGAAAAUCAUUGGGAAAGAUAUUAUAUCUGAAGUUCAAGGGUUCUUUAACUCUGGAACGAUGCCGGCGGAUUGGAACCAUACCCAGAUCUGCUUGAUACCAAAAACGACGAAUGUCAAUACCAUGAUGAACAUGCGUCCAAUCAGUCUGUGCUCAGUCCUUUACAAGAUUGUUUCAAACAUUCUUUGUUCAAGACUGAAAUGCUGUCUACCAAAGCUAGUGUCAGAGACUCAAGGAGCCUUCGUGUCAGGGAGACUGAUCUCCGAUAACAUCCUGAUAGCCCAUGAGAUAGUACAUGCACUAAGAACAAAUGGGAAGUUUAAUGAAGAGUUUAUAGCGGUCAAGACAGACAUGUCUAAAGCAUAUGAUCGGGUUGAAUGGGACUUCUUGGAGACUCUGUUUACAAGAAUGGGUUUUGAUGCUAAAUGGAUACAGUGGGUGAUGACAUGUGUCCGUUUGGUAUCUUACUCAGUUCUCAUUAAUGGAAGUGCCCACGGUUUCAUUGUUCCGAACCGAGGGAUCAGACAAGGUGAUCCCCUAUCACCUUUUCUCUUCAUCCUAUGUGCAGAGGCUCUAAUACACGUGCUAGAACAAAAGCAGAUGCAAGGCUGGCUUACAGGCUUGUUUAUCAGCAAAGCAGAUCAGAAUGAAUGUGAAGUACUCCUGCACUAUGGUCGAGCAUCAGGGCAGCGAAUAAACUUCUCAAAAUCUGCUAUCACUUUCGGAUCCAAGGCCACUAAGCAGAGGAAGAUCAUGGUUAAGACUAAGUUGGGAAUCUUGACAGAGGGUGGAACAGGCUCUUAUUUGGGCUUGCCAGAGUGUUUUAGUGGUUUCAAACAAGCUCUGCUGGCCUUCAUUGGUGACAAGUUAAAGAAACGCCUACAUGGUUGGUAUGCUAAGUCCCUCUCUAUGGGAAGGAGGGAGAUUCUUCUUAAAUCAGUGGCCAUAGCUCUGCCAGUGUACGUCAAAGAAAGAUCGCUUGGGUGGCGUGGAAAAAGAUGUGCAAAGCGAAAUCUGAGGGGGGCUUGGGUUUUAAAGAUAUGGUCGAGCUUUAACCAGGCUUUAUUGGCGAAGCAAUCAUGGCGCAUGCUCAAUAACCCAAACUCUCUUAUUGCGAGGUUCUUUAAAAGCAGAUACUUUCGUACCACGACCAUCCUGGAAUGUGGCUCUGGUUCAAGACCUUCUUAUGCCUGGAGGAGCAUCUUAUAUGGAAGGGAACUGUUAAAGCAAGGGCUUGUCAAGAUUAUAGGAGAUGGGAAAGACACUUUCGUGUGGUUGGAUAAAUGGAUACAGGAUCAGCACCCUAGAGCUCCGUAUCGUGCGCAAAUAUUUUUUGAUGUGGGUAUGAAAGUAGCUCAGCUGAAGGAUCAACAUACUGGUGUCUGGCACGUGGAUAUGGUUAAAGAUAUUUUCCCUCCUUUGGACGCUAAGAUGAUACUGAAGAUGAAGUGUACCGCAUCCCAUUCUGAUUGCUCCAUCUGGUCUUAUACCAAGUCGGGUGCAUACUCAGUGAAAAGUGGAUAUUGGCUGGCACAGUCUCUCCUAUCACGUUACGAGACCCCUUCUGAAGAGCUUAAGCAGUCAAACUUGCGUAAGGAGAGUCUAUGGAAACUGCGUACGGUACCGAAAAUCAAAACCUUCCUUUGGAGAAUGCUUUCUGGAGCUCUCGCAAUAGCAGGGAGAUUAGCCUCGCAAGGGUUAACUGUUGACCUGCGGUGUAUGGUUUGUGGCGCUUCUCCGGAAACUAUUGCUCACACAAUUUUUGGGUGUCAAAUUGCUAGGCAAGCUUUUGCGCUAGCUAAUAUCCCUGUCCCUCAGGCAGGUUUCUUGCGGGUAGGAGGAAGUUGGAUUCUUAGAGAUGAAUAUGGUCGGGUGAGGUAUCAUGCUCGUGAUGCACUUAAUGGGGCUACGACGCUAGUACAUGCGGGACUGCAGGUCCUCAAGUGGGUAAUAGAAGCAAUACAGAUUAUGCAUGUGGAACAGGUGAUUCUUGAGAUUGAUUGCGCGAUGGUGGUACAGGCCAUUAAUCAACCACAAGAUUGGCCAAAACACUGCUUUCUUCUGCGGGAAAUACAUGGGUGCCUAGACAGUAUGAGCUUUUGGGAGUGUAAACAAGUUUCAAUAACAGCAAAUAAGGUGGCCCGUUCUAUAGCAAGGAGCGUGACAAGGGAUGAGCGUUUGCAAUUGUAUAUGGCUCUAGGUGCACCGUCGUGGCUACAGGACAUCCUUAUGAAUGACGAGCGUUAA
Messenger RNA from Camelina sativa (false flax), 3537 nucleotides. Lineage: Eukaryota; Viridiplantae; Streptophyta; Magnoliopsida; Brassicales; Brassicaceae. The record is from RefSeq and is a predicted model, not a curated record.